AUGGCGUCCACCUCCAUCACCAUUUUCUCUAUCCUCACUUUCUCUCUCCUCAUUCCUCACCUCACCGCCAUUUCCGACGAAACCAUCAACAACGCCGCCGAAAUCCUCUCAAACUCUGGCUUCAAUUCCGUGUCCCUCACCCUCCCUUUCAUCUCUCAACCCCUCAUCUCCGCCGUAACAUCCGCCACCCUCUUCACUCCCUCCGACUCCUCCUUCUCUCUCUCUAACUCCGGCCAACCCUCUCUCUCUCUCCUCCAAUUCCACUUUUGCCCUCGCUUCUACUCCUUCGUUGACCUUCAAUCUCUCUCUUAUGGAACCCAACUCGCUACUCUCCUCCCUAACAAUUCUCUCUCCAUUACUUCCUCUGAUUUCGAUGACGAUGUCGCCAUUAAUGGCGUCAAGCUCAACAACUCCCCUGUUUUCGAUGAUGGGUUUUUCAUCAUCUUCCAAAUCGACCGUUUCUUCAACCCCAAUCUCACUGUGGGACCCACCACUGAGUUGGGUAGUCCGAGUCUGAGUCCGAUUCCGAGUCCCCCUGAGUGCGCUGCCUUAUCGCCUCGCUCCGGUAAGUACCGAGACGCUUCGGGUUCUUUAAGGUCUAAAGGGUACUCAUUAAUGGCGGCGUUUCUUGACAUGCAAUUGACCCAAUUCGAUGACGACGACGACAAAUCGUUGACACUGUUUGCACCAACUGAUGCAUCAAUGGAGGGGCAUUUUGGGAAAAAUAAUUACAGUGAAUGGGGGUCGAUUUUUCUGAGGCAUACAGUUGGGUGUGAGCUGAGUUGGGGUGAUUUGAUUGGUCAAUUAGAUCAAGGGUUUGUGAUUCCAACUUUCUUGAAAGGGUUUCAGAUUAAUAUUAGUCGGAGUAAUGUUUAUAAUUCUGCGUAUUCCUUGAUGAUUAAUGGUCAAGUUUCUGUUGAUUUUCCUGAAUUUUAUCGUAAUGAUGGGAUUGUUGUUCAUGGAUUAAGUGGUGUUCUGGUUUCGCCUGCUGUUAAUGAGGAGAGAGAAGAUGCUUACUCCCCUGCUAAUGGCUUCAAGGUCGAUGCUGAUCAUAUCGAGUUUUGA
This is a messenger RNA of Chenopodium quinoa (quinoa), 1065 nucleotides long. RefSeq names its product putative fasciclin-like arabinogalactan protein 20. The coding region runs from base 1 to 1065 and encodes 354 amino acids. The transcript has a single exon. The record is from RefSeq and is a predicted model, not a curated record. Lineage: Eukaryota; Viridiplantae; Streptophyta; Magnoliopsida; Caryophyllales; Amaranthaceae.